Molecule: messenger RNA, 1204 nt
Organism: Pelodiscus sinensis (Chinese soft-shelled turtle)
Lineage: Eukaryota; Metazoa; Chordata; Testudines; Trionychidae
Gene: RBM48
Product: RNA binding motif protein 48
Cellular component (GO): nucleoplasm
Molecular function (GO): nucleic acid binding
Source: RefSeq, a predicted model, not a curated record
UACUGGUGCUGCCUGGCCGUGGCGCGCGCGGGGGGAGAGGGGAAGAUGGCGGCGCCUGGCGAUGGAGUUGGGGGCUUUUGUAAACACCACGCGCAGCAGGGCGUCUGCGACUCGCGCGCCAAGUACCGGGAGGGGCGCAGGCCCCGCGCAGUGAAGGUGUACACUGUCAACUUAGAAUCUCGUUAUUUGCUAAUACAAGGCGUUCCUGCUUUGGGUGUCAUGAAGGAAUUAGUGCAACAGUUUGCAUUAUAUGGUGCCAUUGAGGAGUACAAUGCUUUAGAUGAGUAUCCAGCGGAACAAUUUACAGAAGUUUAUCUUAUCAAAUUCCAAAAAUUACAGAGUGCAAGGAUAGCCAAGAGAAAAAUGGAUGAACGGAGUUUCUUUGGUAGUUUGCUUCAUGUGUGUUAUGCUCCAGAAUUUGAAACAGUCCAAGAAACAAGGGAGAAGUUGCAAGACAGGAGAAAGUAUAUAGCAAAAGCAACAAGUAAUAGAGUUCUUUUUAUUGCAAAGAAGAUACAGGAACCUAAAAAGACUGCUUCAAAGAACUUAGAACGUUGCUUUCAACCAGAAACCUUAGGAGUCAGUGCAGCUGAUGCAAGUACUAGUAACUGGGAUCCCUCUGCACGUUGUCCUUACCCUUAUAAGCCAUCUUGCGAAUUUUCAUCAAGAAAUACAGCAUGUCCUUCAGGAGAUCACUUUCAGAGUGCAAUGGCAUUCCCUCAGUAUGUCAAUAACAGUGCUGAAACUUCUGAAUACAAUAGCCAAAGCAAACCUUUGACUAAUAGUGCACAAGAAAGGGGGCGUACUAACUCACCAGUUUCUCUUGUGCUGCAAAGAAAAGUUCCUUCUGAUAAUGGAAUUGGGAGAUUUAUGCCCCGAACAACUCAACUGCAAGAACGAAAGAGAAAGAGAGACCAAAGCAAUCAAAUUGCCUUCAUUGGAACAGACUCAGAUAGUAGUGAAAUCAUUAUUGGUCCACGGCUACCAGAAAUACCAAAAGUAGACAUGGAUGAUGAUUCCUUGAAUACUUCAGCAAGUUUAAUUCGAAAUAAACUUAACAAGGUAUCAGUUACUGUUCCAAAAACAUCUGGGGAAAAACCAGAGGAUAGUCAAACAAAGCCACCGAUAAAGCAGAGAAGAAGAAUAUAGAUACCACUGGUAGCAUCUUUGGUGUUAUCUGCCUUUACAGGAUGUAAUUUCAAGG